Molecule: messenger RNA, 1642 nt
Organism: Striga asiatica
Lineage: Eukaryota; Viridiplantae; Streptophyta; Magnoliopsida; Lamiales; Orobanchaceae
Source: the annotation of a GenBank genome assembly
CAAAUGUAAGCUUACACCAAGACGAAGAACACAAUUAAUAUCCACUUCCAAAAAUAAUAAAUUACAAAAAUGCCCUGUCUCGACAUUUCCACUAACGUUGACCUCGCCGGAGUCAACACCGAUUCCCUCUUUUCCGAUCUCACUAAAGCUGUUUCGCAGAUCGUCGGAAAACCUGAAAACGUUGUGAUGAUUCUUGUGAAAGGAUCUGUAGCCAUCACAUUUGGCGGGAACAAAGAAGCAGCAGCACUGGCUGAGAUCAUAUCUAUGGGUGGAAUUACCACUCAAGUCAAAAGAAAUCUGAUUGUCAAAAUUGGUUUCAUUUUAGAGGAAAAAUUGUCUAUUCCCAGGACUAGGUUUGUCCUAAAGGUCUUUGCUGCACCUAAUGCACCCGAAAAUAGCUCCAAAAUCAAAAUGUCAUCAUUUGUGGUCUUCAUUCACUACAAUGGAUAUUGGGAUGAUAACAACAAUUACAUCUGGAGAAAGGGGAAGAGUGUGAGAACUGAGAGAACGCUAGGGUUUCGCCGAACGAUGCCGUGCCUGAACAUCUCGACGAACGUCAGCCUCGACGGCGUUGACACCUCCGCCGUCCUCUCCGAAGCCUCAUCCACCGUCGCCAAGGUCAUCGGCAAACCCGAAGCCUAUGUAAUGGUUGUAUUGAAGGGAUCCGUGCCAAUUGCAUUUGGAGGAACUGAGCAGCCAGCUGCCUAUGGAGAGCUCGUCUCCAUUGGAGGUCUGACCUCGGAUGUGAACAAGAAACUGAGUGGUGCUAUUGCCAGCAUACUCGAGUCCAAGUUGUCUAUCCCGAAAAACCGGUUCUACCUCAAAUUCUAUGACACCAAGGUGAGCAAAACCCCUGAGUAACUUAGAGUAUCUUUUGAAAAUGAAAAAUGGUCUGAGCAGAUGAGCUAGUAUCUUCACACUGCAUUCUUCUGCCUUGUUUAGGCCUGUCAGAGCCAAGAACAUGCACAAUGUCUUCAUGCUUUACACCAGUACUAAGUCAUGUAAAUAACGAGCCUUCACCAUUCGGAAUCAAUAGAGAUUUGUGUGUUAUAUUGCCGCUUUUGUCUAGUUCUACUUUGACUGUUUCCUUUAAUUGUUUGCUUAUGGUUUGGUUUGAUUUUCAGUUUUGGGGCUUUUUGUUUUUUUUGUUUUUUGUUUUGGUUGCCUGCGCUCAGAAGUUUUUAACAUUCAUUUUCUUUUUCAGGGUUCCAACUUUGGGUGGAAUGGAUCGACCUUCUAGGUUUCGUGUUUCUUAAGUUUCCAAGUGAUGCUAAAUUUACGAACUUGCUAUGCUCGGAAGCCUCAUUUUGUCGUGCGAUGUAUCUGAAUUGUGACGAAAUGAUAUUUAGUGUAAUGCAUUGCUUAUUCGCAGUUCUUAUCAAUUACUGGCUCUGAAUUGUGACUAAAUGGUAUUUAGCGUAAUGCAUUGCAUAUUCGCAGUUCUUAUCAAUUAUUGUUGUGACCCUUCAUAAUUUGAUGUUAAAUUGUUUGUGUGUAGUUCUUUUCAUUUUUGCUCUUGUUCCCUUAGUAGAAAUUUCUACUUUUGGUUUUUGGGGGUAGAGCUAAACUGACAAAGUUGAGAUGAAAGUUGAUGUGAUAUAAAAGUAAUAAAAUUAUAAGUGAUAGUUUGCAAAAUAUAUGU